AUGUCGCAACCAAGACGGUCAAGGAGAAUAGCUAAAGAUCCCGAAGAGGCGCAGGAGAUAAAAAGAGGGGAAGGCUUUCUACAAGUAGAAAGUCGCGGAAAACGCAUUACUCUUGAAUCAUUAAAGAACGAUCUGACUAUACGCAUGAAGGAUCAAGAAGAGGACCGCGCUCUAAUUCCAGGAUUAAUGCGACAGAAGAACGAGUUGUUGAAAACAUGUAGCACGAAGAAAGCUGGAAACAAGAAAGUCACGCGCAAAAACCGCCGUAUUCAGCACGAUGGUCUCAGGGACGCUCAAGCACUCUUGGAAGACUUUCUCUACUUCCAAAACCAUAUGCAUCGAAAAAACAGAUACUCCAAAAUCAAAAUGAAAGAGGGACGUGGUUGGCUCCUUGACGAUGUGAAUAGCAUCAGUGAGCAGGUGAAACCGUCGGGUUGCCAAGACCUACUAGAUGCAUUUGACAAAGCCAACAUAGGCGGGCCGCGUCAUCGCAAUGGAUUUUCCGAUUGGCAAGGGAAUGAAAUCGAGGGAAUAGAAUCAGGUCAAGGGCCCAGGCCAAUCCGGUUCAAUGAGUUGCAUCUAUGGACUCCAGCGUGUCGACGAAGGCCGGUCGGUUUCGCCGCGACGAACAAUAUGUCAGUCGAACCUACCGAGCUUGUGCUGGACAUCGACAAUAUUCGUCAGGAGUGGCAGCGUAUCGAAGAGGUGGAAAUUCCUGAGAAAGGUCAGGAAGGCUUUCCUUAUCGAACGCACAUAGAAAGAAGGCAACAGGAGCAAGCGCUCUACAGGAGUGAGCAUGGGAACUUGAGGCCUACGACUGCAAGCUUGCACCUUGAAAAAAGGCUGGAUGAUGUGAAAUUCCAGGAUAGAUUUAGGGAGAUUCAAAUACUGGACGGUGUCUUCAUUUCUGCAUUGGAGUCUUCGUAUGACUGGCGCACGUCAUACGAUCUACUUGGACCGGUGAAAAGUGGCAUCUACUCAAACUUCACCGUCAGCGACGAACGCGAGACGAUCGAAGAAGGGCCCCCAGUAGAAGAUGACCUCGACACUGAUGGCGAGGAUUUCGCCGAGAAACUCAGCGAAGCACAAGAAGAAGCAUUCAACGUCCCAGAAGAUAAAGCGCCAAACACCAAAAACAAAGCCUCUAAACCCACAGGAUCCAAAAAGCGCGAAAUAGAAGUAACCCUCGACUACCCUUACCCAGCCAACGAAUUCCUCGACCCCCCAAAAUCCAAGCGCUCCAAACACGCCCCUAGCAACAGACCUCUCACCCUCUCCACCCCCCUCCCCUCAACCACCUGGUGCGAAGAAACUCCCGGCCGCCGCGAAUACCACGUCUCGAUGCUUCUCUCACCAUCGUCGCCCGUCGACUCACCACCUCACACGCCCAUCGCGCGCCCAGCCCCUGACAGCAUCCCCGCCAGCUUCCCAGACGCGGAGAUCAGUCCCACCGCGCUCGCCGCGCAACGGCGCUGCGGCCACAAUCCCGAGCGGUGUCGUGCGUGGUGGAGCCAUGCGCCCGACGCGUGUUGGAUCGUCGAAUCCGAACCGCCAGUGCGCCCGCGAAGUCCGGUUUUGCAUCCGAUGUUAGAUAUUGAAGUCCCAGAAGAGGAAUUUGUGCUUCCAGAGGGGAGUAGAGCGGUGUAUGAGGAGCGGGUGGUGGAUCAGUAUGGGGUUAUGGGUGAGGGGUGGCCGAAGGUUGGGGUCAGGGUACCGUAUGAACCGAUGAGUGUGGAUGAUGUUAGGGUGGCUGGUAGGAAGGGAGGUAAGGGAUAUGAUGAGUGUUUGUUGGAGGAAGGGGAGAGGAAGUUAGUAUAUGAGUAUCAUGCUAUGGCGGCGCCGGUGAUUCCUUUGGUGGAGAGGAAGGGGGAUGAGGAGGUUGUUGGUGUUGCUGCUGCUGAUGAUGUGGAUGCGGGUGUUGGUCAUAGAGUAGGAUAUGAGAGCGACGGGUCCGACUACGAAGGCGAUAUGUUUCGUCUUAUGUAUAUUCAGGGACGUACUGGCAUUCCAGCUCAGGCAUCGGAAUCCCAGUCGAGUUAA
Bipolaris oryzae ATCC 44560 is the source of this 2040-nucleotide messenger RNA. RefSeq lists its product as uncharacterized. Bases 1 to 2040 code for a protein of 679 amino acids. The transcript has a single exon. The record is from RefSeq and is a predicted model, not a curated record. NCBI's taxonomy places the organism in Eukaryota, Fungi, Ascomycota, Dothideomycetes, Pleosporales, Pleosporaceae.